AACAGAAACUUCUCUGCGAACUCGGAUACAUUUCUUUCCUCCGAAAUGGCGAGAGCCCCUUCUGCUACUCGAUUGAUGCUUACAAAACCCCAUUCCUCAUUAUUCCCUUAGUAUCUUGGUUCACUCUCGCCUCCGUCGCCACCGCCGGCUUCACUCCUCUUCCACCUAUCAUUGAUCCUCUGGUUUUUGUGUCCCCAGAAAAACCCUAACACGCAUCAGUGCUCCUCGUCUGGUGUGGUGGCUUCCUGGAUAUGGCAUCGGGAAAGAGGGAGAAUCCCACACAAAGCGAAGAGGCUGAUGCUGCAGCUCUCCAAUAUCAGAACCAGCAGCUUGUUCAACAGUUAGAGGCUCAAAAGAAGGCAAUGCAUGAGCUGGAAAAAAAGUACAAAGAGCUACAAGAGAAGAAGAUCUCUUAUGACCAAACUUUGAUAACUAUAAACAAAAUAUGGAAUCAGCUGGUUGAUGACUUGGUUCUGCUUGGAAUACGAGCUGGUGGUAACCCGCAACAUUUACAUGAACUAGACCAUGAAGAUUUCGUUGAAGACAUCCUCGCAUCUUUCCCACCAGAAGAGAUGUUUCUGCGCAGGCUUUUAAGAACGUCUACCAUUCAGAGUAAUGGGGUAGGGUUAGAUAUCAAAUAUGUGCAAGAUGCUCUUGCAUUGCGGCAUUCACAGACCAUGGAUUUGAUGAAAAAUCUCGAUGAAAUGAUAGUUUCUCAACAACUUAAAACUGAGGGGUUAGCAGUGGGUUUGCAGGGCAAAUCAUCUUCAAAAGAGACCAUAGCACAACUGCAAAAGGUUGAUGCUUCGUUGAGAGAGGAGGUUCAUAAUCUUCAUGCGGCCAUAGCUAUUAUCCACCAUAAGCAUAAAAAAUAUGCGGAAGAAAUAAAUUAUUACCUGGAGAACAAGUCAAAAGAGGAGUCUGAGAUUAAGCGCCUCUCAAGUGAGCUAGAAGAAAGUAUGGCCGAGCUUGAGGAAAGUCGACGCAAGUUGAUUAUUUUACAGCUGCAGAAGAAAGGGGCAUCUGCUAUGACUGAUUCACUUGUCAGCUCCAUAAACGGUACCAGUACUCCGGGGAGACUUGGAGAUAGGACUAUUACUCUGAGGCAGUUGAAAGAUUCUAUUGAAGAAGCCAAGGUGUUGGCAUCAAAUCGUGAAUUAGAGCUUCAGGAGGCACGGGAAGACAAUUUAUCCUUGUCAAAGCAAUUGGAAGACCUUGAGAAUCAAUUGAAGGAUGACAAAUAUGUGCUCCAUUCAAAACCAUACACUUUACUGAAAGACCAACUCCAGCAUUUAAAUGCUGAAAUUGAGCGGUACAAGGGGUUGAUAGAGCCUUUGCAGGCUGAUAGAAAUCAAUUACUUAAAAAAGAUAGGGAGCUGUCUUCAAAAGCACAUUCAUUUGAUGCUGUGAAGACCUCUAUUUCAAGCUAUGAGGCCAAGAUAGAAGAGCUAGAGCAUCAAAUUCAGAAGCUUAUUGCUGAAAGAAACAAACUUGAAAUGAAAUUGGAAGAAACCCUGCAGGAUUCAGAGAGAAAUGAUAUCAAGGAUGAGAUUCACGUCAUGGCAUCUGCGUUGGCUAAAGAGAUGCAGAUGACUGAAGCACAGUUGAAUCGGUCUAAAGAUGCUGCAUCUGAAGCCCUUUCAUUACGGCAGGAAGCCAAUUCCCUAACAGCUAUGCUAGAGGAAAAGAUUGCUGAACGCAAAAGCUUGUCAGAUAAAUGUGCUGAGCAAACUGUUGAGAUUAAGUUACUGAAAGAGCUGAUUGAGAAAUUGGAGAAGGAGACACAAGAGCUGCAGAACAUCCUGGAUAUGUAUGGACAAGAAUCUUAUGACAAUAGAACUAUAAUGGAGAUAAAGGAGUCAGAACAGAGAGCCCGGAUGCAAGCUGAAAUAUUAAAAAAUGCUUUAGACGAACAUAAUCUUGAAUUGAGAGUUAAAGCUGCCAAUGAGGCUGAGGCAGCUUGCCAGCAAAGGCUAUCUGCUGCUGAAGCAGAAAUAGCUGAACUACAGGAAAAGUUGGAUGCUUCAGAAAGGGAUCUUUUGGAGCUUACAGAGGCUAUAAGAAUUAAAGAUGCAGAAGCCGAGGCUUAUAUUUCUGAAAUCGAGACUAUUGGUCAAGCAUAUGAAGAUAUGCAGACUCAACAUCAGCAUUUAAUUCAAAUGGUUGCAGACAGAGAUCAGUAUAACAUUAAGUUAGUAUCCGAUAGCGUGAAGAUGAAACAAACAUAUAGCUCUCUUCUCGCUGAAAAGCAAGCCAAGGCAAAGCAGCUUCAGCAGGUUAAUUCAUCAUUGGAGUCACAGAAAGCCAAAAUAGCUCAUGUUGAAGAGCAGAUGAAAUCAUACCUUGCACAAGCUGCCAAAACUUCUGUAGAGAACAGGCACAUUGCCAUCAACCUGGAUAAAGCAAAGCUAGAGCUGGGAGAUUCUGAGAAAGAGCUAAAGUGGCUGAAAUCUGCUGUUGACAUCACCGAGAAGGAACAUCAACGCAACCAGGAGAGGAUUCUUGACUUGAAAACGGAGUUGGAGAAAGAAAGCAAUGAGAGGAAAAAACUGGAGGAAGAAUAUGAAGAUCUGAAGAAAGAAGUCAUGGAGCUGAGCCCUGAAAGGCAGGAGUUAGCCAUUCAGAAACUCGAGGAAGAGAUCAAGGAGUGUAAGGCUAUACUGAAAUGUGGAGUUUGUUUUGAUCGGCCGAAGGAGGUUGUCAUCACUAAAUGCUUUCAUCUGUUCUGCAAUCCCUGCAUUCAAAGGAACCUGGAAAUUCGUCACAGAAAGUGCCCUGGUUGUGGAACACCAUUUGGGCAGAAUGAUGUGCGUGAGGUCAAUAUUUGAACUGAAAUCUUAUAGUACUCCUUUCUAUUAGGAAAAUUCUCCUUUCUAUAAAUCGGCUCUACAGGAAAGCUUCCAUUCCACCAUUAAUUUCUCUUUGUUUCAUAAUAGGUUUGGAUUUAGGCUUUGUUUGGAAUGGUUUUCUUACUGUUUUUUAAAGCAAUUUUUUAGUAUAAAAUUUUCUGAUUAUAAGAAUUUUUAUACUCAAAAGCUGAUUUUGAAAACAGUAAGAAAAUUAUCGUAGUCAUUGAUUGGAUUAGGAAUUUUGUAUAUAUAUUGAACAAUCUCAAAAUAGUUUGGAAUAGUGGCCAAUUUAAUCAGAGUAUUGUAUUUUUUCCAA
Molecule: messenger RNA, 3165 nt
Organism: Dendrobium catenatum
Lineage: Eukaryota; Viridiplantae; Streptophyta; Magnoliopsida; Asparagales; Orchidaceae
Product: E3 ubiquitin-protein ligase BRE1-like 2
Exons: 19
Coding region: 252-2828 (858 amino acids)
Cellular component (GO): HULC complex; nucleus
Molecular function (GO): ubiquitin protein ligase activity; metal ion binding
Source: RefSeq, a predicted model, not a curated record